AUGAGAUACGCGGUUCUUUUACUAUUGGGCAUCUUUGCCUUUGGUGUCCUCGCCGAUAGACACCACUUUUGUUGGUGUGAAAGUCAUCAAGUCGGAGAUCACGACACAUGCUUGACGCAGGCCGCUUGCAGUAAAUAUCCGCAAGACAGGUUUUUCGGCGUUCAAGGCGGUGAUUCAUCAGCGUCAACAAUCACAAAAAUGAGUUGGAAAAGGCAAGAGUGCUACAGCACGCGAGCAUGGCCCAUCAUACCCCAUCCUUUCCUUGGUGGAAAGGAGUUUAAGUCGGCUUGUGUUGCCGCAGCUACCGACGAAUCCGUCGUGAACGCUUGCGGUUUUAUGCCGGGGGAAAGGACUGGUAUUAGAUCAGUCUGUUCGGAGCCUUUUGAUUAA
Colletotrichum truncatum is the source of this 390-nucleotide messenger RNA. RefSeq lists its product as uncharacterized. NCBI's taxonomy places the organism in Eukaryota, Fungi, Ascomycota, Sordariomycetes, Glomerellales, Glomerellaceae. The record is from RefSeq and is a predicted model, not a curated record.